GCCUGACACCAAAAGGUAAACAGACUUGUUUUGAUCUGUCAAGAAAUCAGGCGACUGUGCUAGCUAGUCACUCCACAAAGGAUAUGGUGUCAUUGCGACAGAAACAACCAAUAUAAAACCGUUUGUUUUUGACGAACACGAAGAUAUUUUCGCACAGUGGCGUUGUUUCCGUUUUUAAAUUGUCCAGCUUGGUGUUUUUGUGAGUGCGUUUCACCAGCUAGCGAGCUAACAAGCUGAUAGCUUGCUAGCUGCUGUUACCGUUAAAACUAACUUAACAUUACCUGACAGGUGAGCGACGCAGUGGCAACUAGAAGUAGGUCGAUGGUAGGGCGUAUACGUCUUUUUUUGUAGCUAUUAAGCUAUUGUGUGAAUCGUGUGUAUUAUAACUUAUUAAAUAUCUGCAACGUUACAGAGACUAUGCAGUGAAUUUCAAGCAACCUUGAGCACCCUUCUUUAGCCACUAGCUUCCCAGCUUCUCCCCCCUCUUCCUGUAUGUUUCUCUACGUAUCGACAUUAACUUAUAAGAAAUAUGCGCAGAGAAUGAUAUUAGCAGUCGUCAGAUGAACGCGAUGAAGCCCUUGUGCGCUGCCAUGGCUGAGAAUGGAGAGCUGAGUCCAGUGGGAGGACGCGCUGGCACAGCGGGCCGCCAGGGCCGACAGACCUACAGAAGUUCAGCCCAUUUCCGAAGCCUGCUGGACGGCCUGCUGUCUCUCAGACAAAGUGGCAUCCUGUUUGAUGUAGUGCUGCUGGUGGAGGGUCGACCCAUCCAAGCCCAUCGUAUACUUCUGGCAGCCUCUUGCGAUUAUUUUAGGGGAAUGUUUGCUGGAGGCCUUCGGGAGACACAGCAAAAAGAGAUCCCAAUUCAUGGAGUAUCUUACAUGGCCAUGAAAAAAAUACUUGACUACAUCUACACUUCAGAGAUUGAGUUAGACCUGGAGUGUGUGCAGGAAGUCCUGAUUGCUGCCACGCUAGUACAGCUUGAGAUUGUCAUCGGCUUUUGCUGUGAUUUCCUUUUCUCCUGGCUGGAUGAGAGCAACAUUUUAGAGGUGUAUAAUCUAGCUGAUCUCUACGGAUUGCAACAACUUAAUGCCAGGGUCCACUCCUACAUCCUCAGGAACAUCCAGACUUUGUCUCGAACCGACGUGUACCGACAGCUCCCUCAAGAUGAAGUCUUCAGAGCGCUGAGCAGUGAUGAGCUUCAGGUGAACAGUGAAAAUGAGGUGUACGAGGCAGCUCUUCACUACCACUACAGUCCUGUGCAGGUGGAAACUGACCAGGUGUACUUGCAGGUCAGUCAGAAGGAGAAUCUCAAGAUGCUCGAUGCUGUUCGUUUCUGCCUUAUUGAGAAACAAGUGUUGCAGAGGCUGUAUGGCAGACUAAACCAGUGUCCACUGAAGGAUUCUGUGUCAGCCGCCCUGCGCUACCAUGAGCAGGAGAUCUGGCAGCCCGUCCUGCAGAGUCCUCUCACCCAGCCACGGUCCACCUUCCAAUGUAUAUUGGGCUUCGGGGGGAUGUUCACCUCCAGCUCCCUCACAGACAGAGAGCAUUUGUUUCAGGUGUUCCACCCGAGCUGGGGGAUGUGGAAGACUCUCACUGCAGCUCACGCACCCCGAAUGUCCAACCAGGGCGUCGCUGUGCUCAACAACUUUGUUUAUCUCAUUGGAGGAGACAAGAACACCAGUGGAUUUCGUGCAGAGACCCGCUGCUGGAGAUAUGACCCUCGUCACAACAGCUGGUGCUCCAUCCAGCCUCUGCAGCAGCAGCAUGCUGACCAUUGUGUUUGUGUGCUGGGUGGCCAUAUUUAUGCCAUUGGAGGGCGUGACUACUGCAAUGAACUGGAGUCAGUGGAGCGCUAUGACCCACACACCAACAUGUGGGAAUUUGUAUCACCCCUAAAGAGAGAGGUUUACGCCCAUGCAGGAGCAGUGUUAGAUGGGAAAAUUUAUAUAACAUGUGGGCGCAGAGGAAUGGCAUACCUCAAAGAGACAUACUGUUUUGACCCUGUGGCCAAUGACUGGACAGCAUGUGCCGAGGGGCCAGUGGAGCGGGCGUGGCACGGCAUGGCGGCUGUUAAUGGACGUGUCUAUGUUGUCGGUGGAAGCAAUGAUGAGCGUGGAUAUCGUCGGGAUGUCCUGAAGGUGGGAUGCUUUGACCCUGAAGCCAACUCUUGGUCUUUAAUGACCCCCCUCCCUGCUGGACAUGGAGAACCCGGCGUAGCAGUGCUGGACAAUCGCAUCUACAUCCUGGGAGGACGCUCUCACGACAAAGGCAAAAGGAUGAAGUACGUUCACGUGUACAACACCGACACAGACGAGUGGGAGAAUGAGACACGGUUUAAGGAGCGUGUCUCUGGCCUGGCGGCCUGCGUGGUGCCCAUGCCUCCUGCUGUGAUCGCCCAUGCCAAGAGCUUGGAGCAGCACACCAAGGCUUCAUGGGAGGAUGUGGACAUGGACAACUCAGAGGACUCCAGUGAGGAUUGAAGCAGCUGUGUUGAACUGGAUGUGAGCACUGGAGACUGCCAUGCACUUUUCUUACACAGCAUGUUGAACUUUAAGUACCAUGAGGAUAUUUUGGGGGGCAAUGCUUCUGGCAGCAUCUUGUCCUUCUUGCAAAUUGACCAGUUUGAGUGCCUCUGAACCAAAGUGUCAGGUUCAGGACCUUUGCACACUUUUUGUUCCUCUUCAGAUAUCUUAUAAUAAUCGUGUCUGCCUCCUGAAAUGCUAAUGCUACUGUCCCUGAUCCCUCAGUAUUUCUUGUAACUGUAGCUGCCUCUCCAUUGUUACACAGAGAGAACCUCUAUAUCCUCAAGUGAAAGAAAGCAGUGACGACUACUGGGUAUGCAAUGCAUGGUAAUAUGGAUCUCUGUGAAGAUUCUGAGUCAUCCGGGUCAUAUUUAUCUGACGUGGGUUAAACUGGACUUGGUUGAAGGUACUUAAGAAGUUUUGCCUCAUCAUUUUAAGAAGGUGUCAGGAUUUGUGGUGUAGGAAGGUGGUGGAGAAGGUUGGUGGACCCAAAUGCAGAACCCUAAGUCUGACUGGUGCAGUUCAGAAAUUUAUUAAGCAAACAAAAGGUGAGCACACUUAAAACUGAGUGGCUGAGUCCAUAAUCCAAAUAAUAGUAGUCCAAGCAAACACGGUGAUCCAACAGAAAAUCUAAAAACGAGUAUAAUCCAAAAACCACACAGGAUUAGGGUUGACCUGAACUAAGAGCAAAACAACACAGAAGUACACAGACCAGGAGUAAACCCAUAAGACAUGAACUAAUGGUACAGGACUAAGAACUAAGACACCGAACAAGGAACUAAGAUACGAGACAAGACAGAUACUAAGUAACUUAAAGAUGAGGAUGAAUAACAAUAAUAAUAAAGUCUACACAGAGACUAAAGCAGAAGGAUCAAAAUCAGAUUAAUUAAUGAAACUGGAGAGAACAUAAAUAGACACCUAGCAAAAAGACAGAACUCAAGCAUUGUGGUACAGAAACUAAUACAUGAGCUGACGGAUAAUAACCAGAUAAACAAUAACAUCAGGUAGAGGACGCACUAAAGGUAGCAAGCAAACUAAAAACUAAGUCUGAACUAACAGCACAGCAAAAGGGAUUCUAACUAAUAAGACAGGGCGGCUAAGGGAGGCAAGAUAACAGAACAACACAGACCACGAAGGAUACAAGACCACAGACUAUAUAACAGAUACCGAGCUGAUUAAUGAAAUAAACUCGGAGAACUAAACGGAACAGGUGACAGGACUAACAUGCAGAUACAAAACCAAAACCUUAGAAUCAAAACCCAAUAACACAGCAUUCAGGACAGGGUCGUGAGAGAAGGCUUCCUUAGUUAGUUAACCCACCUUGAAUGGUAAUACGGACUUUUCCUAGCUGCCAAGAUUUGUUCUUUUAAGGAUAUUUAAGGAAAUAAUUUCGUUCUUCACCCUAGCAGCUAUGGUUAUGGCGUUGUGUUCAUAUCCAAACUACUGAGUAAUCAUGAAGUUGUUCUAAUUUAACAUUGUGCCUUUUCCUGAACUUGUUUUGUGAAAUGUAUUUCUAUGUUUCGGUGCAUUCUGUGGAUGGAGAUGAGACUUAGGUAUUGUGCCUCUAAUAUCAUGAUUGGUUUUGAAAAACGUUGUUGAACCGAGUUGUGUUUGCACCCGAAUGAUGAAGCGCCUGUGCUCCAGGUCGGUGACCUCAGCUCACAACAUAUUGCCACGUCUGUAAAUUAUUUCUGUCUUGAUAUUUGUCCUUUCAUUGAUCUUUCAUACUGUAUAUGCUAUUCCAUGACUCAAUCCAAAGAGCACAAUGAAGAAGGUUUUAGAAUAUUUCCUUUCACUUUGCUCCAUGCUUCUGCUUGUUGCCUCAGUUCAUUGUUAGGCUGUUUAAUAUUGGCAUUUAAGAAGAUUAAUGACACCUGCUACACUGUGUAUAUGUCUCUAUUGUUGGAAAACUCCAGUGUAGUUUAAAAUGUACCUUUCUCUUUUAUAUAAUGAGCGUUAUGUCCUAAGAAAAAAAAUGCUGUGCACUAGAACACACUGUCACACAAGAUAUGCAAACUUGGUAUCCUACUCAUGAGAUUAGUUUUGAAAUUUAAUAAAAAUUGUAAUAUAUCA
This is a messenger RNA of Micropterus salmoides (largemouth bass), 4595 nucleotides long. It is a transcript of the gene klhl22, whose product is annotated as kelch-like family member 22. The record is from RefSeq and is a predicted model, not a curated record. Gene Ontology annotation, molecular function: protein binding. Gene Ontology annotation, biological process: protein monoubiquitination; positive regulation of TORC1 signaling; proteasome-mediated ubiquitin-dependent protein catabolic process. The transcript is spliced from 7 exons. Gene Ontology annotation, cellular component: Cul3-RING ubiquitin ligase complex; polar microtubule; cytosol. The coding region runs from base 561 to 2480 and encodes 639 amino acids. Lineage: Eukaryota; Metazoa; Chordata; Actinopteri; Centrarchiformes; Centrarchidae.